Varroa destructor (honeybee mite) is the source of this 1937-nucleotide messenger RNA. It is a transcript of the gene SerRS, whose product is annotated as Seryl-tRNA synthetase. Gene Ontology annotation, molecular function: ATP binding; serine-tRNA ligase activity. Lineage: Eukaryota; Metazoa; Arthropoda; Arachnida; Mesostigmata; Varroidae. The record is from RefSeq and is a predicted model, not a curated record. Gene Ontology annotation, biological process: seryl-tRNA aminoacylation.
AAUUUUAACAUGAAAUGUGUAUUUAUAAUCAGUCAAUUCUGAUUCUUCAAUAAUCGUCUUUGUUUUGAUGUGCCUAUUUGUAGAGUAUUGCAAAGCUUGUUUUCCAAGUCAUGGACGUGCAUUCCAUUUCUUUUCUUGUUACGGGAGAGCAACUAUGGACAUUCCGUCUCACACUUGGCGCCUUAUAACGGUUCACUCAAUAAGUCGACCCUCUGCGCAUCUAGUCAGAGUACGACUGGGCACAUUUGCUGGUUCUCGCUUGGCAUCUACCAUCAAGUGUUUUGCUUGAUUUGCGCCACGUUUUGAACCGGCUGGACAGAUCUAAAGGUAAAGUGUUUUUGUAGCAGGCCGAUUGUGCGCUACGCUUGUGAAAAUGGUGCUGGAACUCGAUGAUUUUCGUGAUGAUAUAGGUGGAUCUGCCGAAAGGAUUCGCAAAAACCAAGCAAAUCGCUUUAAAGACGUCGGACUCGUCGACAAGGUCGUUGAGCUUCACAACGAAUGGCGACAACAACGGUUUAUCCUCGACGAAUGGAAUCGAUUGAGAAACACAUGCUCAAAGGCGAUCGGGGAAAAAAAAAAGAAAAAGGAGCCUGAAGGCGAAGCAUGCAUUUCCGGCGAUUUCGCAUUUAGCCACGAACUCCAGGCGGACACCAUUCGUUCACUUACUGUCAACCAGAUAAAAUCCCUGGUCGGAAAGGUGGCAGACGCCAUUGAAAAGACAAAUAAGCGUUUGGUCGAGCUGGAAGAAGAACGCAAUGAGAAUCUUCGUGAGGUCGCCAAUUGGCUUGGCGAAGGAGUCGUUAUUUCAGACAAUGAGGACAACAAUGAAGUCAUCAGAACGUAUGGAAAUUGUACAGUAACGAAGAAAUACUCGCACGUUGACCUAAUCGUUAUGAUUGAUGGAAUGGACGGUGAACGAGGAACUGUUGUUGCUGGCGGCCGUGGAUAUUUCUUAAAAGGUCCAGCUGUCUUCCUCGAACAAGCACUACUUCAGUUGGCUCUCCAGACACUUCUCAAGAAGGGAUACACGCCUUUGUAUACGCCAUUCUUCAUGAGAAAAGCUGUUAUGCAACAGGUGGCUCAGCUUUCGCAAUUUGAUGAAGAAUUGUAUAAAGUGAUCGGCAAAGGCAGUGAAAAGGCUGACGAGAAAGAACUGGACGAGAAAUACCUUAUAGCGACCUCUGAGCAGCCAAUAUGUGCCUUCCACCGGGACGAAUGGCUUGCUCCACAGGACCUACCGAUUAAGUACGCCGGGUUGUCUACCUGUUUCCGUCAAGAAGUCGGCUCCCACGGAAGAGAUACAAGCGGCAUCUUCCGAGUUCAUCAAUUUGAAAAGGUUGAACAAUUCGUUAUUACCUCACCGAAUGAUGGUGAAUCGUGGAAAGCAUUCGAUGAGAUGAUUGGCAACGCUGAAGGCUUUUGCCAAGCCUUGAACCUGCCGUACCGCAUAGUAAAUAUAGUGUCAGGUGCGCUUAACAAUGCCGCGGCCAAAAAAUUCGAUCUUGAAGCGUGGUUCCCAGCCAGUGGAGCCUUCCGAGAGCUCGUAUCGUGCUCAAACUGUUUGGACUAUCAGUCAAGGCGCUUACUAAUACGUUAUGGGCAGACGAAGAAAAUGAACGAGAAGGCACAGUACGUACAUAUGCUGAAUGCGACGAUGUGCGCAACAACUCGCGUGAUUUGCUGUAUACUUGAAAAUUACCAAGAGGAGGAUGGUAUUCGAGUGCCUGAGGUUCUUCGGUCAUGGAUGCCUGAACAAUACUGCCAGAAGAUUCCUUUCGUAAAGCCGGCACCAAUCGAAGAGGAGGCAAAGAAAAAGGCAAAGAAGUAACCCUGGGACCCCAUUAAGGAUGCUAAUGAUUACAUCUUUAGUUUUGCUUCCGUAUUAUCAAAUUAUUUUUACUGUAUGACAGCAAGCGAGAAUGCAUAGUGGGAGGAGG